Messenger RNA from Mya arenaria, 1677 nucleotides. RefSeq lists its product as uncharacterized. Bases 1 to 1677 code for a protein of 558 amino acids. The record is from RefSeq and is a predicted model, not a curated record. Lineage: Eukaryota; Metazoa; Mollusca; Bivalvia; Myida; Myidae. The transcript has a single exon.
AUGGGAACAACGAGAACACCAAUAGGGACACCAAUGGGGACACCGGAAUGGCAAUGCAAACAACGGGAACACCAAUGGGAACACCAAUGGAGACACCGGCAUUGCAAUGCGAACAACGAGAACACCAAUGGGAACACCAAUGGAGACACCGGCAUUGCAAUGCGAACAACGAGAACACCAAUGGGAACACCAAUGGAGACACCGGCAUUGCAAUGCGAACAACGAGAACACCAAUGGGGACGCCGGCAUGGCAAUGCGAACAACGGGAACACCAAUGGGGAUAUCGGCAUGGCAAUGCGAACAACGGGAACACCAAUGGGGACACCGGCAUGGCAUGCGAACAAGGGGAAAACCAAUGGGGACACCGGAAUGGCAAUGCAAACAACGGGAACACCAAUUGGGACGCCGGCACGGCAAUGCGAACAACGGGAGCACCAAUGGGGAUACUGGCACGGUAAUAUGAACAACGGGAACACCAAUGGGGAUACCGGCAGGGCAAUGCGAACAAUGGGAACACCAAUGGCCGGGAACACCAAUGGGAACGCCGGCAUGGCCAUGCGAACAACGAGGACACCAAUGGGGACACCGACACGGCAAUGCGAACAACGAGAACACCAAUGGGGAUACCGGCAUGGCAGUGUGAACAACGGGAACACCAAUGGGGAUGCCCGGCGGCACGGCAAUGUGAACAACGGGAACACCAAUGGGGAUACCGGCAUGGCAAUGCGAAGAACGAGAACACCAAUGGGGGCGCUUGGCGGAACGGCAAUGCGAACAACGGGAACACCAAUGGGGAUACCGGCAUGGCAAUGCGAACAACGGGGACACCAAUGGGGAUACCGGCAUGGCAAUGUGAACAACGGGGACACCAGUGGGGAUACCGGCAUGGCAAUGCGAACAACGGGGACACCAAUGGGGACGCCGGAAUGGCAAUGCGAACAACGGGGACACCAAUGGGGACGCCGGAAUGGCAAUGCGAACAACGGGGACACCAGUGGGGAUACCGGAAUGGCAAUGCGAACAACGGGGACACCAAUGGGGAUACCGGAAUGGCAAUGCAAACAACGGGAACACCAAUGGGGACGCCUGGCGGAACGGCAAUGCGAACAACGGGAACACCAAUGGGGAUACUGGCACGGCAAUGUGAACAACGGGAACAUCAAUGGGGAUACCGGCACGGCAAUGCGAACAAUGGGAACACCAAUGGCAUGGAACACCAAUGGGGACGCCGGCAUGGCAAUGAGAACAACGAGGACACCUAUGGGGACGCCUACACGGCAAUGCGAACAACGAGAACACCAAUGGAGAUUCCGGCAUGGCAAUGUGAACAACGGGAACACCAAUGGGGACGCCUGGCGGAACGGCAAUGCGAACAACGGGAACACCAAUGGGGACGCCUGGCGGAACGGCAAUGCGAACAACGGAAACACCAAUUGGGACGCCCGGCGGCACGGCAAUGUGAACAACGGGAACACCAAUGGGGACGCCUGGCGGAACGGCAAUGAGAACAACGGGAACACCAAUUGGGACGUCCGCCGGCAUGGCAAUGUGAACAACGGGAAAACCAAUAGGGAUACCGGCAUGCGGCAAUGGGAACAACGGGAACACCAAUGGGGAUACCGGCAUGGUCAUGUGAACAACGGGAACACCAAUGGGGAUACCGGCAUGGCAAUGUGA